UUUUUUUUUUUGGUCGUGAUGCUGGUUUAAUACAAACUGUUAGAAUGUAGUUUCUGUAAGUAGAAAAAUACAGUUUUUAAAUCAGGUCAAUAAAUACCUGUAAUAUUGUCAUCCUCACAGUCGUGAGUUAAGUUUUGAAGCAGGAAUAUCUGGAGGAGUAUCAUCUGAACUGAGAUCUGCUGUGAAGAUGGUGUUUGUUAAAGAGGAGAGAGAGGAGGACACGAGUGAACCAGAACCCUGGAGAAUAAAACAGGAGGAACCAGAACCCUGGAGAAUAAAACAGGAGGAACCAGAACCGUGGACAAUAAAACAGGAGGAUCCAGAACCCUUGAUAGUAAAACAGGAGGAACCAGAACCCUUGAUAGUAAAACAGGAGGAUCCAGAACCCUUGAUAGUAAAACAGGAGGAACCAGAACCCUUGAUAGUAAAACAGGAGGAUCCAGAACCCUGGAGAGUAAAAGAUGAGGAACCAGAACCCUGUAGAAUAAAACAGGAGGAACAAGGAGUGUUGAUUGAAGAAAAACUGGAGAAUGAAGAAUCAAGUGAAGUUGAGGAGAAAAAUCAUGUCAGAACUGGAGAAAAUUUUAAGAGCUGCUCUCAAACCAAACAGAAAGAUUUAAAGAAAAGAAGAGCCGAGAAAUCUUUCAUCUGCACUCAAUGUGGAAAGAGUUACACAGGCAAAACAAGUCUUGAGCAUCACAUAAGGGAUCAUGCUGGAGAGAGGCCGUUCACUUGUGAUCAAUGUGGGAAGAGCUUCUCACAAUCAGCACACCUUUAUGAUCACAUAAACAUCCACACUGGAGAGAAGGAGCACGCAUGCGAUCAAUGCGGCAAAAUGUUUUUAUGGGCUUCAGUUCUGAAGAAACACUUAAAAGUUCAUACAAAGGAGAAGCCACAUUCAUGCCAUUUGUGUGGUAACAGUUUUUUGUGUCUAGAAAAUUUGAAAGAACAUCAGAAAAUACAUUCUACUGUGGCAGAGUACAUGUGCUUUGAGUGUGAAAAGACUUUUACUUCAGCUAACUGUUUAAAACUGCAUGAGAGGAUUCACACUGGAGAAAAACCGUACAAGUGUUCACACUGUGACAAGAGAUUCAGUCGAUCAGCACAUCUGAAAACACACGAGAUGAUCCACACUGGAGAGAAACCUUAUAAGUGUUCACACUGUGACAAGAGAUUCAGUCGGUCAACACAUCUGAAAACACACGAGAUGAUCCACACUGGAGAGAAACCUUAUAAGUGUUCACACUGUGACAAGAAAUUCAAUCAGUCUGGAGACCUGAAAACACAUGAGAGGACACACACUGGAGAGAAACCUUAUAAGUGUUCACACUGUGACAAGAGAUUCAAUCGGUCAACACAUCUGAAAACACACGAGAUGAUCCACACUGGAGAGAAACCUUAUAAGUGUUCACAUUGUGACAAGAGAUUCAGUCGGUCAACACAUCUGAAAACACAUGAGAUGAUCCACACUGGAGAGAAACGUUAUAAGUGUCCACACUGUGACAAGAAAUUCAAUCAGUCUGCAGACCUGACAACACAUGGGAGGAUUCACACUGGAGAGAAACCUUAUAAGUGUCCACACUGUGACAAAAGUUUCAAUCAGUCUGGAGACCUGAGAACACAUGAGAGGAUUCACACUGGAGAAAAACCUUACAAGUGUUCACACUGUGACAAGAGAUUCAGUCGAUCAGCACAUCUGAAAACACAUGAGAUGAUCCACACUGGAGAGAAACCUUAUAAGUGUUCACAUUGUGACAAGAGAUUCAGUCGAUCAGCACAUCUGAAAACACACAAGAUGAUCCACACUGGAGAGAAACCUUAUAAGUGUCCACACUGUGACAAGAAAUUCAAUCAGUCUGGAGACCUGAAAACACAUGUGAGGAUUCACACUGGAGAGAAACCUUAUAAGUGUUCACACUGUGAAAAGAGAUUCAGUCGGUCAACACAUCUGAAAACACACGAGAUGAUCCACACUGGGGAGAAACCUUAUAAGUGUUCACACUGUGACAAGACAUUCAGUCGGUCAGCACAUCUGAAAACACAUGAGUUAAUUCACACUGGAUAGAAACCUUAUAAGUGUCCACACUGUGACAAGAAAUUCAAUCAGUCUGGAGACCUGAAAACACAUGAGAGGAUUCACGGAGAGAAAGUGUUCUAACUGCGACGAGAUUCAAUCAGUUAACAUAUCUGAAAACAUAAGGUUUUUCUCCAGUGUGGAUCCUCUCAUAAGUGUUCUCACUGUGACGAGAGAUUCAGUCAGUCAAUACAUCUAAAAACACAUGAGAGGAUCCACACUGGAGAGAGAUCUUAUACAGAGAUCUUAUAACAAUCUCUGUGACUAGAUUCAGACAUUCUUCAAAUCUGAAAACACAUGAGAGGAUCCACGCUGGAAAAUAACUGUAUCACUGCACUGCAUGUGGGAAGCGUUUCAGUCGUUCAUCUGCUCUACACAGGCAUACAAAACACAAUCACAGUAAGGCACAAACGGAGAUGCGUUUAGCUGUAUAUGUAAAUAUUUUGUAUCAUAUCGGCAUUUUGUCCAAAUGGAUCCAGCGUUUUGGGAGCCUGAAAUUGCUUUUUUUCUUAGAGUGGAUAAAUCUGAAAAUGACACCUUUGCAUUUUCGUGUGUACAGCCAAUCCGUAUAUUUUGUGAAAUGAUGAAGUCAUCACCCCACGUCUCGACCCCAGUCACAUCACGUAACAGCAUCAACAAUAACAAAGGUGGAGAACAUGCUUGUGUUCGUGCUGCAGAACCUACUGAGCCUAUUAGCUUUACUAACUUUAUUAGCUUUUCUUGUUGUUGUGUUGGGUUUGUAUACAGCGUGCAAGGUUUAUGAACAUGCUGCAAGUCGUCUUCUCCAUUUUUAGUGUAUCUCUGUGGCAGAAUCACAGCGUCACAUACUGAUCUGCCAUGUAUAUGUAUACCCAUCCCUACUUGUAAGUCAGUAGGAGAGAGAGAUCCAUCUCAUUAGUUUUCAUUUUUACUUUUCAGUAAUGAACACUUUUGCUUUGAGUAAUUAUUAAAUGUUACCUUUUUAUUAAUACAUUCAUUACUUUUUAGAUUUUAUCAACAACUUUUAUGGUCUGCUGAUUGUAUUUGCAUAAGGAAAAAGUAAUUUCAUAAUUUUAGUUUUAAUGGUUGAAUGCCAUGAUGUUUUGAGCUUUGUUUUAAAUUUCUAAAUAAAGCUUUUAAAUUGAAUAGAAUUGAAAGCCUUUAUUGUCAUUGUAUUUUUCUGCAUACAGUGAAAUUAGGAGCACUGCUCCUGACUGGUGUUAGAAAACAAACACAUAACCACAGACAAUACAUGAGACUAUAGACUGUACAGUAGAAAUAUAAAGGUAUAUACAAGUGACUAUGUCAUAAUAUUGUAUAAUAUCACAAUAUCUCUUAUUUACAUUGCGUCUGCACUUAGUCAUGAGAUGAUUCAGGAGCACACAAAACUGCAGUUAAUAAAAACCGAUCCAGCGCUUUCAGCGGUGAGUGAAUUUUCAAUUGCUUUUGCUUUCGUUUGAGGGUUUUUAGCACUGCCUAGUACCCCUGUACAACCGGGCCUGGGAUUAGCUAUCCGCUCCAAUUGCAGUGGAGCUGACAUCGGGGAUGCCACAACUAAAC
This is a messenger RNA of Onychostoma macrolepis, 3613 nucleotides long. Its product is annotated as zinc finger protein 271-like. Bases 188 to 2065 code for a protein of 625 amino acids. NCBI's taxonomy places the organism in Eukaryota, Metazoa, Chordata, Actinopteri, Cypriniformes, Cyprinidae. The transcript is spliced from 2 exons. The record is from RefSeq and is a predicted model, not a curated record.